Bipolaris oryzae ATCC 44560 is the source of this 357-nucleotide messenger RNA. RefSeq lists its product as uncharacterized. The record is from RefSeq and is a predicted model, not a curated record. NCBI's taxonomy places the organism in Eukaryota, Fungi, Ascomycota, Dothideomycetes, Pleosporales, Pleosporaceae. The transcript has a single exon. Bases 1 to 357 code for a protein of 118 amino acids.
AUGGAAAAGUGUGUCAAUGACUUAAUGGCCAAAGCUGUUGAUGGAAAUAAGUGGAAGAUGUUCAGCAAAGUAUCCGUUGAAAUAGGCAGCACAGUCUGGCCUCUGAACCCGAGAGACCAACGACGUUUUGGGAUGCGAUACGUCUAUGAUGGCGAGAUUACCAGUGGAGACGGUGUUGAAUACAACAAAUUCCAGAUGCUGUCCAAUGAUGGAAAGGUUCCGGCUCCUAUCAACCAGUGGAAGGAGAAUAACGGCGGUCCAAAUCCUGUGAUGGCUACCGCAUAUUUGAAGAAGAGUGGUACAAAGGAGGAUGUCGAGGAGGGCCUUAAAGAAGGCGCGAAGUUGAUCGAGACUUAG